Lathyrus oleraceus (garden pea) is the source of this 1752-nucleotide messenger RNA. Its product is annotated as zinc transporter 8. Gene Ontology annotation, cellular component: plasma membrane. NCBI's taxonomy places the organism in Eukaryota, Viridiplantae, Streptophyta, Magnoliopsida, Fabales, Fabaceae. Gene Ontology annotation, biological process: zinc ion transmembrane transport. The transcript is spliced from 3 exons. Bases 299 to 1363 code for a protein of 354 amino acids. The record is from RefSeq and is a predicted model, not a curated record. Gene Ontology annotation, molecular function: zinc ion transmembrane transporter activity.
UACUUAAAACAAUUAAAAACUACUCUUUAACUCAUACUUCCCAUAGUAUGUCGACAUUAUUACAACAUUAUGAGUCUAAUACAAUAAUCAACAAGUCAAUGCAGCAAAUUCCAUUGUAGUUGCCGUCAUUAACCUCUGAAUCUUCUUAUAUUCAUAUUCACACUCUAUUAACCAAAACCUUAAAAAAAAUAUAACUUAUAGUUGUUGUUAUAUAUGUUGUAUCGAAUCACUAGUUCCAUGCAUAAACAUUCUUUCAGUUCAUCUAUCUCUCCCGUAUGCUUUUAGUUUCUAACCAAUAAUGGGAUUCAAAAUAAAUAUCCAAGUCUUUGUUUUUUCUAUCUUCAUUUUUCUCAUAAUCCCAACUCUAAUAGCGGCCGAAUGCACAUGCGAUGAAGAAGAUGGAGAUAGAAACAAAUCCAAAGCUCUUCGUUACAAGAUAGCAGCUUUAUCAUCAAUCAUGGUUGCAAGUGCAAUUGGUGUUUGUAUACCACUUCUUGGAAAAGUGAUACCUGCUUUAAGCCCGGAAAAAGAUAUAUUUUUUAUCAUCAAAGCCUUUGCUGCUGGUGUGAUAUUAUCAACCGGUUUCAUCCAUGUGCUUCCUGAUGCUUUUGAGAAUCUCACUUCGCCAUGUUUGAAGGAACAUCCUUCGGGUGAUUUUCCGUUUACUGGUUUUGUGGCUAUGUGCACUGCAAUGGGAACUCUAAUGGUUGAUACAUAUGCCACUGCUUAUUUUCAAAACCAGAAUUCUAAAAAAACACCGACACAAGUCGAAAAUCAUGAGUCAACAGCAGAUGAAGAGCAUGAAGAGCAUGUGCAUGUUCAUACUCAUGCCUCACAUGGUCAUGCACAUGGCCAUAUUUCUUCGGAUACAUCAUCAGAACUUCUUCGUCAUAGGGUUGUAUCACAGGUAUUGGAGUUGGGAAUUAUUGUUCAUUCGGUUAUAAUAGGAAUUUCACUGGGUGCUUCAGAGAGUCCUAAAACCAUAAAACCACUAGUAGGUGCAUUGACUUUUCAUCAGUUCUUCGAAGGCAUGGGACUUGGAAGUUGUAUAACUCAGGCAAAUUUCAAGAAUCUAUCGAUUACUGUCAUGGGAUUGUUCUUUGCUUUAACAACUCCAGUUGGAAUUGGAAUUGGCAUAGGGAUCAGUAGUGUUUAUGAUGAGAACAGUCCAACAGCCCUUAUAGUUGAAGGAAUCUUCAAUGCAGCUUCAGCUGGGAUCUUAAUCUAUAUGGCACUUGUAGAUCUUCUUGCUGCUGAUUUUAUGAAUCCAAGGAUGCAAAAAAGUGGUACUCUUCGAUUAGGCUGUAAUAUAUCACUUCUUUUAGGAGCUGGUGCCAUGUCUCUUAUAGCUAAAUGGGCUUGAGUGUUUACUUAAUUUUUUAUUUGGUUUUUCAUUUAAGUCAUUUAUGAUUUCCGAAUUUAUAUGGGAAGAUCCUACGACCCAUAUUGAUUGGAAUUAAGUAUUAAAAGAAUUUAUAUAAAGGAUUUUUUCUCAUCAUAUAAAAUGAUUUUGUAAAUCUAAAUUAGGUCAAAUUCAAAUGAAUUAUUUGGGAGUUGAUUGAUGUGUUAUUUUGGACCACAUUAUGGUGUUUAUGGGGUUGAAAUGUCUCUUUAAUGAGUGGUGUGUAGACCAUCUACGAUGUAUGUAUUCCAAGGGUAUAGUCCCUUUGACUAGAUGGGGGAGAGCUUUGGUUCUUUGAUAUCUUAUGUUUAUUUAUUUUUAAUAACAAAGCAAUAUCCUUUAUUCUCUUA